CCGAGUGCGGCGGGACCGGCGCGUCCGGAGCAGCUGCCGGGCGGAGCGGGGCCGGGGAACGCUGCGAGGCCGGGGCACCGCUUCGCCCCGGGAGCCGCUUGCCCUGGUGUGACGGGUCGAGGCGGGAGAUGUCGACUCCCCCCCUGGCCGGGGCAGGGAUGCCGCCGGGCGCCUUCUCCGGGACCCAGGCUCAGGCUGCCCGCGAGGUGAACACGGCUUCGCUCUGCCGCAUCGGCCAGGAGACCGUGCAGGACAUCGUCUUCCGAACCAUGGAAAUAUUCCAGCUACUGAGGAACAUGCAGUUACCAAAUGGUGUUACUUAUCAUACUGCAACAUAUCAAGACAGACUGGCAAAGCUGCAGGAACAUCUCCGCCAGCUAUCAAUACUCUUCAGAAAACUGAGAUUAGUCUAUGACAAAUGUAAUGAAAACUGUGCUGGGCUCGAUCCUGUUCCCAUAGAACAACUUAUUCCAUAUGUUGAAGAAGAUGGCUCCAAGCAUGAUGAUCGUGGUGCUGCAAGUCAGCUUCGUUUUGCUAGCGAAGAGAGAAGGGAAAUCAUGGAAGUUAAUAAGAAACUGAAACAGAAGAAUCAGCAGCUGAAGCAGAUCAUGGAUCAGUUACGAAAUCUUAUUUGGGACAUAAAUGCCAUGUUGGCAAUGAGGAACUGAACAAGGAAAAUCAAUCUUUGUAACUGAAGAAGAUACAAAUCUGUUUGGAUAUACUUAACUUCCUUCUAAGAAGUAACAUAUUUUUCCACAAUUAUAUUACAGUAAUGUUUGAAAAGUCUCAAAGAUUAAAAUGUUGGGUUGUUUUCUAGUAAUGUAAAUGGUUUUGGGUUUGUUUUUAUAGAAGAUUCAUUGUGUAAGUUUUACCUCUGUGAUUCUGCUUACAGCCUCAGUAAUUUACUGUAGUAGUUUGGAUUCCUAUGCAGAAAGGGGUUUUAUAAAUUAAGUGUUUCUGGAUUUUCUUUCUAAUACAAUUAAAAAUUAUAAAAACAUAUGUUUAUAUGCAGUUUAUUCUGUAGUGCAAAUAGGCUCUACAGAGAGGAAAAGUUGCAAGACAGGAAAGUUACUCCAGAAAACUAGAGGGCUGAAAUCAGCAAUCAGAUACUGCAAUUCAGUCUGCAGUAUUUUUUAUAUUAUCUGCAGUGCAGAGAGAGCAGGACAAUCCCCUCCCUUGCCCAGCUGGUGAUGCUGUCCCUGAUGCUCCCAGGACAGGGUUGGCCCUCCUGGCUGCCAGGGCACUGCUGGCUCAUGUUCAAUUUGCCAUCCACCAGGACCCCCAGGUCCCUUUCCAUGGCUCUGCUCUGGAGCCUCUCAUUCCCCAGUCUGUACACACAGCCAGGGCUGCCCCAUGCCAGGUGCAGAAUCUGACACUUGCCCUUGUUAAACUUCACACAGUUGGAGAUUGCCCAACCCUUUAAUUUGUGGAGGUCUCUGCAGGGCCUUUCUGACCCCAAGGGAGUUGACAGCUCCUCCCAAUUCAGUGUCAUCCACAAACUUACUCAGUAUUCCUUCCAGUCCUGCAUUGAAGAGCACAGGGCCAAGGAUGGAGUCCUGCAGGACCCCACUGGUGACAGUCACCAGUGUGAUGUGCCCCAUUCACUGUAAGGGACAGUCACCACUCUGAUGUGUCCGUUCACUGUAAGGGACAGUCACCACUCUGAUGUGCCCCAUUCACUGGGACAGUCACCAGUCUGAUGUGCCCAUUCACUGUAAGGGACAGUCACCAGUCUGAUGUGCCCGUUCACUGUAAGGGACAGUCACCACUCUGAUGUGCCCAUUCACUGUAACACUUUGUGCCCAACCCAUCAGCCAGUUGCUUACAUGUCAUGUGACUCAGAUAUCCAGCUGUGUGCUGGACACUUUGUCCAGAAGGCUUCUGUGAGAGACAGUAUCUGAAAGCUUUGCUGAAGUCCCAAAAGAUCUCAUCUGCUGGCUUUCCUAGAUCACCUAGGCGGGUUUACUUGUUGUAGAAGGAAAUCAGGUUCAUCAAGUAGGACAUCCCCUCAUGAAGCCAUGCUGGCUCUGAACAACUGUGACUGGUGGUGUAUUUCUGUAUUUAUGGUUGGAAUACUUUGGUUUUGUUUAUCAGAAUGCACUGAAUAAAGACCUCAUUAAUCUUU
Messenger RNA from Melospiza melodia melodia, 2125 nucleotides. RefSeq names its product mediator complex subunit 30 (gene MED30). The record is from RefSeq and is a predicted model, not a curated record. The transcript has 5 exons. Gene Ontology annotation, cellular component: mediator complex. Gene Ontology annotation, biological process: positive regulation of DNA-templated transcription. NCBI's taxonomy places the organism in Eukaryota, Metazoa, Chordata, Aves, Passeriformes, Passerellidae. Bases 129 to 668 code for a protein of 179 amino acids. Gene Ontology annotation, molecular function: transcription coregulator activity.